ACUGACUCUACCACAUACGCCCACUACCUCCGGCCCAAUCCACCUGGCACAUUCGCUGUUUUAAACACUAUUUAUCCCUAAAGUGACUCGUUACAUAUAAAGCUCCACGAAGAGAUCGAAAACUUCAGACUAUCAACGAUGGCACGCCCGCGUCAGGGUCCCUCCAGCACGAUCGUGAUCAAACUAGGAACCUCCUCCAUUGUCCAUGAGAAGACUCACCAGCCGCUGCUUUCUACGCUUUCCGCGGUGGUGGAGACGGUCGUCCACCUGCGGGAGCAGGGGCACAAGGUCGUGCUCGUUAGCUCGGGGGCGAUCGGCGUGGGGUUGAAACGCAUGAAUAUGCCGCAUAGACCGAAGGGAUUGUCAGGAAAACAGGCACUGGCUGCCAUCGGUCAAGGUCGACUGAUUGCCCUAUGGGACAACUUGUUCAGUCAGCUGGAACAGCCCAUCGCACAGGUGCUACUCACUAGAGGAGAUAUCUCAGACCGUACUCGUUAUUUGAAUGCCGUGAACACAUUCAAGGAGCUGCUAUCCAUGGGUGUCAUUCCCAUUGUUAACGAAAAUGACACCGUAUCCGUUAGCGAAAUCAAAUUUGGCGACAAUGACACACUUUCCGCCAUUACCGCUUCUAUGAUUCAUGCGGACUAUCUCUUUCUCUUAACUGAUGUCGAUGGGCUGUACACUGCCAACCCGCGAAAAGAUCCCAAUGCAAAACUUCUAGAGGUCGUCCCGUCCGUGGCGUCAAUCCGCUCACAAGUUAGCACGUCGACGUUGGGUUCGAGUCUGGGGACCGGUGGCAUGGAGACCAAGCUCAUCGCCGCCGACAUUGCGACAGCCGCUGGAGUCACCACCAUCAUCACGUCCAGCAAAGACCCCAAGAGCGUAUUCAAGAUAAUUGAGUACAACAACGCUCUUCGGUCCGGCUCAUCAACACCCGCUCACCCACAGUCGGGACGCUCAAGUCCUAUCUCGUCUCUGCCCACCGUCCACGCUGUCCCCACAUCAGACUCUACCACACCAUCACCACGAAGUGGUACGCCUCUGGGUUUGCUCCGACCUCCACACACAGUGUUCACACCAUCACCCGCACCGAUGCGCGACCUCAAAGCCUGGACGAGUCAUACGCUGCACCCAUCCGGCAGCGUGGUCAUCGACCACGGUGCCCAUGCUGUACUGUCUCGGAGAGAAUCUGGCGGACGCCUCCUUCCUGCGGGCGUCCUCGGUGUGCGUGGAGCCUUUGCCUCUGGCCAGGCAGUGCGAAUAGUAGUGAGGAAACGGCUCGCGCAUGAACUACACCCAACAGCGUCUGCCCCGGAACUCGGGACGUCAACUCCCAACACACCUCUGUUGCUAGCCACCGCAUCUGUGUCGUCGUCGAUAUCUACCCUGGAUCCGGGAUUGGAGUUGUCGGACAUCGCCACACAUGUACUCUCCGUCGUCGAUGAGGAGGCAACGCCUUCGGUCACUCAAAGAGUGCUGCCGGAAGACCAUGUACUUGUCGAAAAGCCGGUGGAGGAGUGCGACGAAUGGGAGGUGGAAGAGGUCGGACGAGGUCUGGCCAAUUACAACUCAGUCCAGAUCGACAAGGUCAAGGGACUGAAAAGCUCGUACAUCGCCCAGCUACUCGGAUAUGCAGAUUCCGAAUACGUCGUAGAGAACAUCACUGUCCGUGUACCCCCAUGACAUCCUGAUCCACGUCAGCGUUGUUUAUCUGGUAUGCAACGUUCUACCGAUAGUGCUUUUUGACGUCGCGGAGGGAGCUGCCGAAGAGUAACCGUUAGAGUUUGUCGUGCGAGGAUCAGAGAUUCUUCGUCUACAAGCAGGCAUGAGGCAGAGUGCUGUGCAGCCUGCUCCUCAACGUUCUCGACGUGCACUUCUCUC
Messenger RNA from Fomitopsis serialis, 1881 nucleotides. Its product is annotated as glutamate 5-kinase. The coding region runs from base 139 to 1683 and encodes 514 amino acids. The record is from RefSeq and is a predicted model, not a curated record. The transcript has 7 exons. Gene Ontology annotation, molecular function: glutamate 5-kinase activity; RNA binding; ATP binding. Lineage: Eukaryota; Fungi; Basidiomycota; Agaricomycetes; Polyporales; Fomitopsidaceae. Gene Ontology annotation, cellular component: cytosol; cytoplasm.